AUGAAAAAAUCCAUUCUCUUGGAACUCUGGUUGGCAGUGCUAACCUACGUGGUGAUAGGUGCCGCCAUCUUCAGGUUCCUGGAGCUGCCAAAGGAAAAGGAGAUGCAAGCCAUCAUGAAAGAGACCCGGGAAAAGUUCCUCCGGUUGCACCCCUGUGUUAGCCGCUCAUCAUUCCGGGUUCUUGUACAGAAUGUGGUCACCUCUGUGACUGUAGGUAUGGACCCCGGGGCCUACUUCACCAACAAAACCCGAUCAACUUGGACCACAGAGGGUGCCAUCUUCUUCGCAGGCAGCCUUGUCACCACUGUCGGCUAUGGGAACGUGAUCCUGCUCUCAGAUGAGGGUCGCAUUUUCUGCGUCUUCUUUAUUGUGCUGGGGAUCCCACUGUACGGGAUGCUGUUGACGAGCACUGGUGAACACGUUGGCACGAACCUGCAGGCGAGAAUCAGCACCAUGGAGAAUUUCUUAACCAAGAGGCAGUUGUUGGGCACCGUGAUGGUGCGCUUCCUCGCCUCCAUAUUUUUCAUUGGGAUCGGCUUUUUGUUCUUUGUGGCGCUGCCCGUGGUCAUAUUCAUCACCCUUGAGAACUGGUCUGAGGUGGAGUCCUUCUUCUAUGUCAUAGUGACACUCACCACCGUGGGCUUCGGGGACUUUGUGCCUGGCACGAACCCCGUGAAUACUUUCUGGGGCUACCAAUACCUUGUCUUGCUCUGGAUCGUUCUCUCUCUCUUCUACUUUGCCUCCAUCAUCACCAUGAUUGGGAAUUGGAUCCGGCAAGAGAUGAACAAUUUGGAGGAGGUAGAGAAACUCUCCCAGUCCUCCAACCUUAUGGGGAGGGCAAAGGAACCUUCUAGGAGGUUCCCUAGGGGAUCAAAAGUAGUGCCUGCCCCAUCGUCUGUGACCACCCGGUCUAUGACUGCCCCGUCUACGACGUCAAUGACCGCCCCAUCUAAGACGUCAAUGACCACCCCAUCUAAGAUCAUCCCAUCUAAGACCUCCCCGCCUAAGACCUUCCCGACUAAGUCUAUGACCACCCCAUCGACUAAGUCUAUGACCACCCCAUCGACUAUCUCCACAGUCCAACCGAAAGGCAACUGAGAGCAGGGCAGAGAUUCUCUGGCCUCUGGAUCCUCAGCCAAGGACACAGGCCAGGAUGCUUAGAUUCUGAAGGCCUGGAUUAUAAACCGGCCUCUGACACUGGCUGGGUUGCCUUAGGGAAGUUACCCAAUCUCACUGAACCUUUCAGUUCCUCCUCUGGUAAUGCCUGGAGGCCCUUCCGGGUUAGGGGUGGGGGGUGGGGAGGGUUCCAGCUUUGAAUCUCCCGGAGCCCCCCAAGGACUCUGCCGCAUAGUGGCCCACUGAGAGCCGUACUUGAGUAGCCUCAAAAAGCGGGCCUCGAUAUGGCAGCAGGGGCAGCCGGAGUCCACCACCACCGGACUCAAGUCUACCAUCCGUGCCUCGGAUUCCGUGGAUCCCCGCGACAAGUGCUUAGAGUUGAAGGAGGAGUUGUCAGACACAGAGAGCGAGCCCGGUUGUGUGGUUCUCCGCCUCCGGCCUAAGGGCGUCAAAUCUCCCAUUAAACUUGCCUUUGCCCGGAAGAGGAAGCGGCUCUCCAUCAAAAUGUUGACCCGAAGGGCCUAGUUUGGGGAUGGGAGGGACUGGCAGCCCCGCCCUGUGGGCCCGAGGACCCUGGCGGCAGGUUUCUCAGAAGGGCUUCCAUUGUUCAGCCCAGGUCCCUCUUCACUCCCAUCCCCCCGUGGGGGCCUCUCCCUAGGGUCCCCAGACUGUGCCUCCUAGCCUGAUUCAAUAAAGACGCCUCCUAGCCACCGGCUUUUGUCAUGUCUCUCCUCGCCCGAGGGGUGGUCAGGGAUGGGUGGUGGCCGAGUGGCUUAGGUGAGCGCGCCUAAACUCACAGGCGGCUUGGAUUGGACGGACAGGCGCUCGGAAGACCUGCUCUGGCAUCCCGGAGCCUCCUACGGGAUCUCGGACGCCCCCCAAAGGAAAAAACCCAACCCCGAAAACACCGGCCAAUAAGAACCAUUUGUUAGUGAGGUUUUAAGGGAACCGCUUUCUCCGCCUGGUUUUUAAUGCCCCCACCCCCACUCCUGCACCAGCUGCUCCGGAAGCGUUUGGAGGGAGGGUCAGGCCCCAGGAAUGGCCCUUAAGUGGUAGGGUCCGAACACAGGCCAUGUGACUCAAUCCCAACGACCUCUUUCCCCCCUCCCCCAGCUCUCCUUGAGCCCGGCCCUCAAAGCUCAGUUGUCGACGGUUAUAGGAAGGAUGGAGGACCAAAGUUUGAGGCUCUCCGAGACAACAGACCCACUGGGUCAAACCCCGAGCGAGGAGGCCGGAGAGAGCCAAAAGGAGGGCCCAAUGCUCUCAGAUCAGGCGGAUCAGGCGGAUCAGGCCUCAGGUCACCAGAGCCUGGGAGCAUGCUCUCUGGGGACCUCAGAGGACGAUUGGGAGGAAGAAUUCACGGAGUUGACGACCCAACCCUUGGACCACAGGCUUUUGACUCCGGGGAGCUACUUUCCGGAGGAGAGCCGGGAGGGGAGCAGCAGCAUCGACUCUGCCUCGAGCAAGGUCGCGCCCUAUAACAGGGGGAGCCGGAACAGCCCAAACCUCAGCGAAUAUAUGCAGCCCUCGACUGGCGGCCAAACCGUCACGGACAGCACCGGAUCCUACAACAAAUUCCAAACCACUAACUUAUCAGCCAAUAGCCAAAGGAUCGACUAUCCUGCGCACGUCGCGUACUGGGCUGAGCAAAAGCACCAACUGCCCCUGCCUCUGCUCAACCUCUUGGAGGAGGAGACGCUGGAAAUCCUUACCAAGACUCUACAGAGUUACCGCAAGGGCAUAGGGAAAGACCACAAGCUGACCCAGCAGCUCCAGAUGCAAGUGGAGAAACUGAGCAAGAAUCUGAAGAAACGCAGAUUGCCCACACACUGAGCGCCUCGCGACCCCCUGGGAACCCCACCCUGCCUCUCGAGAGAAAUAAAGGCGCUCCACCCUCUUGCUCA
Molecule: messenger RNA, 3020 nt
Organism: Monodelphis domestica (gray short-tailed opossum)
Lineage: Eukaryota; Metazoa; Chordata; Mammalia; Didelphimorphia; Didelphidae
Gene: KCNK4
Product: potassium two pore domain channel subfamily K member 4
Biological process (GO): potassium ion transmembrane transport; stabilization of membrane potential
Cellular component (GO): plasma membrane
Molecular function (GO): potassium ion leak channel activity; outward rectifier potassium channel activity
Source: RefSeq, a predicted model, not a curated record